Molecule: messenger RNA, 564 nt
Organism: Pocillopora meandrina
Lineage: Eukaryota; Metazoa; Cnidaria; Anthozoa; Scleractinia; Pocilloporidae
Source: the annotation of a GenBank genome assembly
UGCUUCAGGUUACCUUGGUUCUUUAGCAUCUUCCUUUUCACUUCACUUGCUGUCCAAGGAAAACCUGUCAGGGAGUGGGGUGCAGCAUUAUUGUCCACUUUGCCUAAGGCCAAAAAGUACAUCGAAGAGGUUGGUCGUGAUGUAGAACAGAACAAAGAACACUGGUCAUACUUCACUGAUGCCUGGACAAAAUAUCUCUCACUUCGUGGAAUUCUCCAAGGUAAUGGUGACCCUGUUUUUCCAGAGCCCUUUCACAUUAAGGAACGGGAUGUCUUUUACAAAUCAGUCAGUUUUAGUGGGUGGGGCGGAUCCAGCGGCCACGAUGCACCUAUGAUUGCUUACGACGCUCUUCUUGGUGCCGGAGCAUCAUGGGAGGAGCUUUGUAGCCGAGCCAUGUUUCACAGUGGUGACAGUGACAGCACAGGAGUGAUCGCGGCGGCUUGGUGGGGAGCCUUGUACGGCAUGGAUAGUGUAGCCAAGGGCAACUACCAGAAUUUGGAGUACAGAAAAAGAAUUGAAAAUGUAGCUGCUAAGCUGUUUGCAAAAGCUGAAGAUCUUCAAUAG